GCAACUUAAAUUCAAUUCAAUGGCUCUUCUUCUCUAUACUUUUCUUUCUCUUAAUUUGUAGUGAGAAAAGGUUGUGCCAUUGAUUUCUAGUAUCUAAUUAACUAAAUAUAUAGUUAAGUUAAAUUUGUUUGUUAAUCAAGCAAUUAGUGAAGAAAAAUGGCUGGAAAAUUGAGUCUGGAGGAGAUCAAGAACGAAACUGUUGACCUGGAGAAAAUACCAAUUGCAGAAGUGUUUGAACAAUUGAAAUGUGGCCCAGAAGGUCUCACAACUCAAGAAGGAGAAAACAGACUCCAAUUAUUUGGUCCCAACAAAUUAGAAGAGAAAAAGGAAAGCAAAAUACUAAAGUUUUUGGGGUUCAUGUGGAAUCCUUUGUCAUGGGUUAUGGAAGCUGCAGCUAUUAUGGCUAUUGCUUUAGCAAAUGGUGGUGGAAAGCCUCCAGAUUGGGAAGACUUUGUUGGUAUUAUUUGUUUAUUAGUGAUCAACUCCACAAUCAGUUUCAUUGAGGAAAAUAAUGCUGGCAAUGCUGCUGCUGCUCUCAUGGCUGGCCUUGCCCCUAAAACCAAGGUACUGAGGGAUGGUAAAUGGAGUGAGCAGGAGGCUGCAAUUUUGGUUCCAGGAGAUAUCGUUAGUGUAAAAUUGGGAGAUAUUAUCCCGGCGGAUGCUCGUCUUCUCGAGGGCGAUCCUUUAAAGGUUGAUCAAUCUGCAUUGACUGGAGAGUCACUUCCUGUUACUAAAAAUCCAGGGGAUGAAAUCUUCUCUGGUUCAACUUGCAAACAAGGGGAAAUUGAAGCUGUUGUAAUUGCCACUGGUGUGCAUACUUUCUUUGGAAAAGCAGCACAUCUUGUAGAUAGCACUCACCAAGUUGGGCAUUUCCAGAAAGUGCUUACAGCAAUUGGGAAUUUUUGUAUUUGUUCUAUUGCUUUGGGAAUGCUUAUUGAAAUCAUUGUCAUGUACCCAAUUCAACAUCGUAAAUACCGUGACGGAAUCGACAAUCUUCUCGUUCUCUUGAUCGGUGGCAUACCAAUUGCUAUGCCUACUGUAUUAUCUGUGACAAUGGCUAUUGGAUCUCACAAACUAUCUCAACAAGGCGCCAUCACGAAGCGUAUGACUGCCAUUGAAGAAAUGGCUGGUAUGGAUGUCCUUUGCAGUGAUAAAACAGGAACAUUGACUCUAAACAAGCUUAGUGUUGAUGUAAAUUUGGUCGAGGUUUUUGCUAAGGGUGUGGAUAAACAACAUGUUAUUUUGCUGGCUGCAAGGGCUUCUCGAACCGAAAAUCAAGAUGCAAUUGAUGCUGCUAUUGUAGGAAUGCUUGCUGAUCCUAAGGAGGCACGAGCAGGCAUAAGAGAAGUGCAUUUCUUCCCAUUCAAUCCUGUGGAUAAGAGAACUGCAUUAACUUACAUUGAUUCUGAUGGUAAUUGGCAUCGAGCAAGCAAAGGAGCUCCCGAGCAGAUCUUAACACUUUGCAACUGCAAAGAGGAUGUCAAGAAGAAGGCUCAUGCUGUAAUUGAUAAAUUUGCAGAACGCGGUCUUCGCUCGCUGGCUGUUGGGAGACAGGAAGUGCCUGAGAAAAGAAAAGAAAGUCCUGGAAGUCCAUGGCAGUUUGUUGGCUUAUUGCCUCUGUUUGAUCCUCCAAGGCAUGACAGUGGAGAAACCAUCAAAAGAGCUCUCAAUCUGGGAGUGAAUGUCAAGAUGAUUACCGGUGAUCAACUUGCUAUUGCCAAAGAAACUGGUAGAAGACUUGGAAUGGGGACAAACAUGUAUCCGUCUGCAUCAUUACUUGGCCAACACAAGGAUGAAAGCAUAGCAGGCAUUCCUAUUGAAGAGUUAAUUGAAAAGGCAGAUGGCUUUGCUGGAGUUUUUCCAGAACACAAAUACGAGAUUGUAAGGAAGUUGCAAGAGAGGAAACAUAUUUGUGGAAUGACCGGAGACGGUGUGAAUGAUGCUCCUGCACUAAAAAAGGCUGACAUUGGAAUUGCAGUUGCUGAUGCUACUGAUGCUGCUAGAGGUGCUUCUGAUAUUGUUCUCACAGAGCCAGGCUUGAGUGUUAUCAUCAGUGCUGUCCUUACGAGUAGAGCUAUCUUUCAGAGAAUGAAGAACUACACAAUUUAUGCAGUUUCGAUCACAAUACGUAUCGUGUUUGGUUUCUUGCUUAUUGCCCUCAUAUGGAAAUUUGACUUCUCCCCAUUUAUGGUUUUGAUCAUUGCCAUUCUAAAUGAUGGUACAAUCAUGACCAUUUCAAAGGAUAGAGUGAAGCCAUCUCCAUUACCUGAUAGUUGGAAACUGAAAGAGAUAUUUGCAACAGGCAUCAUGCUUGGUGGUUACUUGGCAUUGAUGACUGUCAUAUUCUUCUGGAUAAUGAGGGAGACAGAUUUCUUCCCAGAGAAAUUUAAUGUGAGACCUAUUAAGGACAGUCCUAAAGAAAUGAUGGCUGCUCUUUAUCUUCAAGUGAGCAUUGUCAGCCAAGCUUUGAUAUUUGUUACUCGAUCGCGUAGUUGGUCCUACUUUGAACGACCGGGGUUGCUACUGAUGGGUGCUUUUGUUAUUGCACAACUGGUUGCAACACUCAUAGCAGUAUAUGCAAACUGGGAAUUUGCAAAGAUAAAAGGAGCAGGAUGGGGAUGGGCUGGUGUAGUUUGGAUCUACAGUGUUAUUUUCUACAUUCCAUUAGACUUUAUCAAGUUUGCAAUUCGCUAUAUCUUAAGCGGCAAAGCUUGGCUUAACUUACUGGAAAACAAGACCGCCUUUACGACCAAGAAAGACUAUGGAAGGGAGGAAAGAGAAGCUCAAUGGGCUGCUACUCAAAGAACCUUACAUGGCCUCCAACCAGCACCAGAAAGAGCUAGUCUCUUCCUUGAAAAGAAUAGCUACAGAGAGCUUUCCGAAAUCGCGGAGCAGGCCAAGAGACGAGCAGAGAUAGCUAGGCUUAGGGAGCUCAACACUUUGAAGGGUCAUGUUGAAUCAGUAGUAAAAUUGAAAGGGUUGGAUAUUGAUACAAUCCAACAACAUUACACAGUGUAAAAACUGCUACAAAAAGUUGUUGCAGAAAGAGAUGAAGGAAAAUGAGAUAAAAGCUAAGGCUAAGAAAAGGAAGAAGGUUAUGUUAGAAGAACCAAUCUAAAGAAACUAAGGAGAGCACCAAUGUUAUUCUCCUCAUCUGUUCUUUGCUUUUUCCUUUUCCUUUUCCUUUUUUUUCUCUCCCACUUAUGUAGAUUUGUUAUCAUAAUAAUGCAGAGGUCAUGUUUGGGUUGACCUUUCCUUU
This is a messenger RNA of Cucumis sativus (cucumber), 3259 nucleotides long. RefSeq names its product plasma membrane ATPase 4 (gene HA3). Gene Ontology annotation, biological process: regulation of intracellular pH; proton export across plasma membrane. Gene Ontology annotation, cellular component: plasma membrane. Gene Ontology annotation, molecular function: P-type proton-exporting transporter activity; ATP binding; ATP hydrolysis activity. The record is from RefSeq and is marked provisional. NCBI's taxonomy places the organism in Eukaryota, Viridiplantae, Streptophyta, Magnoliopsida, Cucurbitales, Cucurbitaceae.